Messenger RNA from Triticum urartu, 488 nucleotides. Its product is annotated as dehydrin Rab15-like. Lineage: Eukaryota; Viridiplantae; Streptophyta; Magnoliopsida; Poales; Poaceae. Gene Ontology annotation, biological process: cold acclimation; response to water deprivation; response to abscisic acid. The record is from RefSeq and is a predicted model, not a curated record. Gene Ontology annotation, cellular component: cytosol.
CACGAGCUGUCUGUCAUCCAAAGCCCAAAAGCUACAGACAACACUUCGACUCGCAGUCUGGUUCAGGAAAGAGCAGUAGUAAGAUGGAGUUCCAAGGGCAGCACGACAACCCCGCCAACCGCGUCGACGAGUACGGCAACCCGUUCCCGCUCGGCGGCGUCGGAGGAGCGCACGCCGCUCCCGGCACCGGCGGGCAGUUCCAGGCCCGCAGGGAGGAGCACAAGACCGGUGGGAUACUGCAUCGGUCCGGCAGCUCCAGCUCCAGCUCGUCUUCGGAGGACGACGGCAUGGGCGGGAGGAAGAAGAAGGGAAUGAAGGAGAAGAUCAAGGAGAAGCUCCCCGGCGGCCACAAGGACAACCAGCAGCACAUGGCGACGGGGACAGGGACUGGAGGAGCCUACGGGCCAGGAACUGGAACUGGUGCAGCCUACGGGCAGCAAGGCCACACAGGAAUGGCCGGGGGGGGGGCCGGCGCCCGGGGGGAGGAA